CUUUGGUAUUACUCAGCCAUAAACACUGUUGCCAUUGAGAUUCAGGCCUUGUUGACGUUCAGUUUGAUAAUUUCUUCGCUCUCACGAUCACAGUCACGAUGCCGACUAUUAAACUGCAGAGCUCUGAUGGAGAGAUGUUUGAGGUGGAUGUUGAAAUCGCCAAGCAGUCUGUAACUAUAAAAACCAUGCUUGAAGAUUUGGGGAUGGAUGAUGAAGGCGAUGAUGAUCCAGUCCCUCUGCCCAAUGUUAAUGCAGCUAUCCUGAAGAAGGUAAUUCAGUGGUGCACCCACCAUAAAGAUGACCCUCCUCCCCCAGAAGACGAUGAGAAUAAAGAGAAAAGAACAGAUGACAUCCCUGUGUGGGACCAGGAGUUCCUUAAAGUAGACCAGGGCACCCUCUUCGAACUCAUCCUGGCGGCAAAUUAUUUGGACAUCAAAGGUUUGCUAGAUGUUACUUGCAAGACAGUUGCGAACAUGAUCAAAGGCAAAACCCCAGAAGAGAUCAGAAAGACUUUCAAUAUCAAGAAUGAUUUUACAGAGGAAGAGGAAGCCCAGGUACGCAAGGAGAACCAGUGGUGUGAAGAAAAGUGAAGAAUAUCCUGAUACACUUUAACACUACCGAUUGUUCCAGAAAACAAAAACGAUUGAAAGAAAAUGCACUGCGCUGUUCAUAUUUGUUAAGAUUCGACACAAAUAAACAGUCAAAUCCCUUGUGUUUUGCUAGCAUGACAAUUUUCAUUGCUUUGUGUGGUCCAAAAGCUUUUUUCCCUGUUUUUCCGUCUUUUACUACUUCACUGGAAUGAGCAGUCUUCACCCUUAUUCAUGUAGAAAACAUGCACUCCCUUUCAUGGCUGCUGUACACAAGUCGUUUUUUUUUUUUUUUUUACAGAA
Molecule: messenger RNA, 890 nt
Organism: Xyrauchen texanus (razorback sucker)
Lineage: Eukaryota; Metazoa; Chordata; Actinopteri; Cypriniformes; Catostomidae
Product: S-phase kinase-associated protein 1
Exons: 6
Coding region: 99-590 (163 amino acids)
Biological process (GO): SCF-dependent proteasomal ubiquitin-dependent protein catabolic process
Cellular component (GO): cytoplasm; nucleus
Molecular function (GO): cullin family protein binding
Source: RefSeq, a predicted model, not a curated record